This is a messenger RNA of Cadophora gregata, 4702 nucleotides long. It is a transcript of the gene GDH2, whose product is annotated as NAD-dependent glutamate dehydrogenase. Gene Ontology annotation, molecular function: L-glutamate dehydrogenase (NAD+) activity. Lineage: Eukaryota; Fungi; Ascomycota; Leotiomycetes; Helotiales; Ploettnerulaceae. The transcript has 5 exons. The record is from RefSeq and is a predicted model, not a curated record. Bases 1089 to 4259 code for a protein of 1056 amino acids. Gene Ontology annotation, cellular component: mitochondrion.
UACAGUAGGUAGUCCACUAAACUCCAAGAGGCAUUAUCAAUAAACGGAGUCCAACACCGCGUAUGGAGUCCUGACACCGCCAACACGAGUCGUUUCAGGGCCACCAGGGCGCUGACAGAGCUGACAGGGCUGGGUCAAGGGAUCGCACAAGGAGGGGUUAGCAGCCCGAUAAGAGCCCAACUAAUGCCCGUUCGGGGCAAGCGGGCACAUCCCUUGUGUUCUGGAAAGCCUUGAGUAGCCGGAUUUGGUGGGGUUGGCUAGCUUGGCUGAGCGGUGCCUCUCUCACGAGGACGUCCUAGGUCGUCGUCAGUCAGGUACAGGACAGACAUGCAUGGACAUUCGUCGGAUCGUGGAUCGUGGAUCGUGGAUCAUUGGAUUACCACCGCUCCUUGCUAGCUGCAUCAUCCAUGGAAAAAAACCAAUUGAUCAGAAUUUGCACGGCUUCACGAACUCGAGUCUCGCUCGCCUUUGCUAAGGUAUAUUAGAGCCAGUCCCCCAGGUGGGGUGUCGUAUCGUGGUCCUUUCACAAUAAACAGGUAUACGAGAGCGACAGAUCUUGAUCCUCCUCACCUGUCAUCCAAUACUUCCAUCCUAUCCUAUCAUAGCUUCAGGUCUAGCUGCUCACUUUCACCCUCAGCCAGCUUCCAACUUCUCAGCCCUCUCCUCUCUCUCCUCUCCUCUGCCCAUUUCCUUAUCUUUGAUCCUCCCAAAAGAGUUCACGCCCGCUUCACGUCAGCCCUCAGAUAGAGCCUCGCGUCGCCCUUGUGUUACUAUAAACAUCUGAUCGGCUCAUCACCUUCGGGAACUUAUCAUCGCAUCACAACAAGCAGAAACCCGGCCACACAAACAAGCACCACGUCCUCGUCUGCGGUUAGGUGCUCAAUACAGCUACUGUCCACCGCUUGUUUUGAACUCGUUCACCGUCUCUGCAAGUUUAGCUGCCGUUGCCGGGCCCCAUACGAAAUCAAUCCGACUUGUACAGCAGGUGCGACUCAUUCUGCCACUCGCGAGGUCGCUGCUCAGAUAAGGAAACUUUUCCUCAAUACUUCGAGCCAGUUGGUCUAGACAUUGACCUCGAAAUCGACAAUAUGGCGACUCCAGAUCGUUCCCCUCCAAACCACAAGUUGGUCGACCAAUUACUCAAGAGCCCCGGUCGUCAGCCCUCUCCACAACCCACACAUUUCAGCGUGCCAUAUAGGAAUGGGAAGAAUGGCAUGAAUGGGAACGGAAAUGGGCACAGAGUCUUGCGGUCUGCCACCGUAGGAUAUGUCGCUCCAGAGUUCAAGGGAAAGCAAGCACAAAUGCUCGAGGUCAAGGGCAAGUUAGAAGAAAAUAAAUGGAUCCCGGGAUCACUCAUCGAAGAGCAAAUAGCCUGGUUCUAUAACGAGCUGGGCAUUGACGAUGUCUACUUCCAAAUGGAGACAGUCGACGCUAUCGUCAGCAACAUCGUAUCUCUGUAUGCUGCCAAGAUUGCUGCUUUUGCCCGAGAAGAUAGAAAGCAAGAAAUCAGACUGGAUAUGGAGGCUUCAGAUCACGCAAUAUACAUCGACACGAGCGAAGCAGGCAUCACCAAUCUCGAUGGUCCUCGUUACGAGCAUCGAUUAGAAAAGAAGUACCUCGACUCCUCAUCGAACAGCAUCUUCCGUGUUGAGACCUUCCGAUCACCUUCAAACUUGUCUGGAACCGGACCUGUCAAGACCUCACUGAGAUGCUAUUUCGUCUACCAGUGUCAAUUCGUUGACCCAAAUCCCUCGCCCCAGGAAACUCGUCUCGAGGUGAUUGCUGAUAGACUUUUCCUUGCCAAGGCUACCAAGAACACCAGAGAAAUCUACCAAGAUGUCAUUGAGCUGGCAGUCUCAAGAACGGGCCCAGUCAUCGAGGUCUUUGAUAUCGAAGAUUCCAAGGAGAAGCGAUUGGUCGUUGCAUUCCGUCGUAGAACAGCUGCUGGCAUGUUCAGCGCUUUGUCUGAUCUUUACCACUACUAUGGUGUCACCAGCUCCAGAAAAUACGUCGAGCAGUUCAGCAAUGGCAUCACUGUUAUUUGCUUGUACCUCAAGCCUGCUGUCAAUUUGGAUUCAAAGAAAUUCCCACCACUCGAAGCCUCCAUCCACCAAAUCACCAAGGAAAUUUCUCUGCUUUACUGCAUUCCCCAGAAUAAAUUCCAGCCCUUGUUCGCAAGUGGUCGACUCAGUCUUCAGGAGACAAUUUACGGACACUGCUUGCUGGUAUUCGUGCAACAUUUCCUGAACCGACUCGGUUCGGAGUACGGAUCCUUGGUAUCUGCUCUCGACGCAUCCAACAGUGCCCAUGUCGAGCUCCUAUCCAAGAUCAAGAAGCGUCUUAGAACCCAGACAUUCACUGCUGGCUACAUCCAUGAGAUUAUCAGCACAUACCCAGAGCUCAUCCGAUCCCUGUAUGCAUCCUUCGCCAACACCCAUCUCACUCUCGCCCCAGGCUAUAACGAGGAGUUCGUCCCACCAACUCCAUCCGCGGAAGUCCUGUCAGACAAUCAGCUCAAGGAAAUGAUCUCCAAGACUGUGAACAAUGAGCACGAGGAGGUUGUUAUGACUGCAUUCCGAGUGUUCAAUAACGCACUCCUGAAGACCAACUUCUACACACCCACCAAGGUUGCCUUGAGUUUCCGUCUCAACCCCGCUUUCCUUCCUGCUAUCGAAUAUCCUCAGCCAUUGUACGGUAUGUUCUUGGUUGUCAGCUCUGAGAGUCGAGGUUUCCAUCUCCGCUUCAGAGACAUUGCCAGAGGUGGUAUCCGUAUUGUCAAGUCGCGCAACAAGGAAGCAUACUCUAUAAAUGCUCGAUCCAUGUUUGAUGAGAACUAUGGAUUGGCCAAUACUCAACAACGCAAGAACAAGGAUAUCCCCGAAGGUGGAUCCAAGGGUGUCAUUCUUCUCGACGCCAAUCACCAGGAUAAGGGCAGUGUCGCUUUCGAGAAGUACAUUGACAGUAUCAUGGAUCUCCUCCUGAAGCCAGAGACUCCUGGCAUCAAGAACCCGAUCGUGGAUUUGUACGGAAAGCAAGAAAUUUUGUUCAUGGGUCCAGAUGAGAACACUGCUGAUCUUGUUGAUUGGGCUACUGAGCAUGCUCGCAAGCGUGGUGCUCCAUGGUGGAAGUCUUUCUUCACUGGAAAAUCUCCCAAGCUUGGAGGUAUUCCUCACGAUGCUUACGGCAUGACCACCCUCUCUGUUCGUGAGUUUGUCAAGGGUAUCUACCGAAAACUUGAGCUCGACCCCAGCAAGGUUCGAAAAAUGCAGACUGGAGGCCCUGACGGUGAUCUGGGGAGUAAUGAGAUCCUUCUUAGCAACGAGAAGUACACUUCUAUCGUCGAUGGUAGCGGUGUUCUAGUUGAUCCUAACGGAAUCAACCAUGAGGAGCUGAUCCGUCUCGCCAAGGCCCGAGUCAUGAUCUCUCAAUUCGACAUCACCAAGCUGUCUAAGGCCGGAUACCGCGUCCUUGUCGAUGAGACCAACGUCAAGCUCCCUACCGGUGAGAUCGUUGAUAACGGCAACACUUUCCGCAAUACCUUCCACCUCCGUGAAACCGGCUUGACCGACUCCUUCGUUCCCUGUGGUGGCCGACCCGAGUCCAUUGAUCUCGCUACUGUCGGCAAGCUUAUCAAGAAAGGCAAAUCAACAAUCCCUUACAUUGUUGAAGGUGCCAACCUCUUCAUCACCCAAGAUGCCAAGCUCCGCCUUGAAGAAGCUGGCUGCAUUCUCUUCAAAGACGCCAGCGCCAACAAGGGUGGUGUCACCUCAUCCUCCCUCGAAGUCCUAGCCAGUUUGAGCUUUGAUGAUGAAGGCUUCGUCAAGAACAUGUGUGUUGGAAGCGACGGCAACCCACCCGAGUUCUACCAAGCCUACGUCAAGGAGGUCCAGGCCAAGAUCAAAGACAACGCUCGUCUUGAGUUCGAAGCCAUCUGGCGCGAACACAAGCAGACCAAGAUCCCUCGCAGCACCCUCUCCGAUACCCUCUCCAUUGCUAUCACCAAGCUUGAUGAAGAGCUUCAGAAGACUGAUCUCUGGAAGAAUGAGAAGCUGAGAAACUCGGUGCUCGAGGAUGCUUUGCCUAAUCUGCUACUCCAGAAGAUUGGUCUCAGCACGAUCAUUCAGCGCGUGCCUGACAACUACCUCAGAGCUAUCUUUGGUAGUUACUUGGCCAGUCGCUUUGUGUACGAGUUUGGAAGUAGCCCUAGCCAGUUUGCGUUCUUUGAUUUUAUGUCGAAGCGCAUGCAGAAGGUCCAGUAAACAAUAUACGGUCUAAAAAGAGGCCUGCUUUGGUUUCAGCAUUUGAUCCUUGAUUCUGCUCACGCUUGUUGAGUCGUCUCCUCAAAAUCUCCAAUUUCCCUUUUUCUCAUUUCGGUGCGAAAGGGAAAAAAAAAUCUACGGAAAAGCAAAAGUAAAUAAAACAGCCCAGAUCAGGGAACUGAGAAUGGGAAAUGGAUAUGGGUAUAGCAUGGGUUGCGAUGGGAUGGGAUGGGAUGGCGUUGUCUCUCUCUAUAUUUUGAUAAAGUUUGAUUCCAAAUUGCAUUGCAUUGCCGGGAUGGAUGGGUUUGAUGGGUUGCGUGGGUGGGAGGAGGCGGCUAUAGUCUGCUGAUAAUGAUGGCUGGGUAUUGCAUGAGAAUUGCCUAGUUGCGUAAUUUAUGUCUUCGAGAAUCGAAGGAUUGAUUGAACGAUAUCAUGAUUCUUUA